AUGGCGACAUUCUACGCGUUCUGGUCAACAACUCGGCACAAAUCAAAUGCGAUGUCAGCUCCAACUUGCCGGACGACAAAGUGCUGCUCGUCGUUUGGUAUAAGAACAAUUUGCCCAUCUACAGCUAUGACACCCGGGGCGCCCACGCGGGCACGCCCUCGCAUUGGAGAGAUGAGGAGGUACUCGAGGAUCGCGCCGUCUUUCGCACGCACAAGGAGCCCGCCGAACUGAUUAUAAGCCCGGUCAAGGAAAAGGAUGCGGGCAACUUUCGCUGCCGCGUGGACUUUAAGCUGUCCCAAACCAGGAACAGCAAUGUCAACUUGGAAGUCGUGGUGCCCCCGCAUCAGCCGAAUAUUUACAAUGAGCGUCGCAUGCGCAUCGAUUCCCGAGCAGGACCCUACGAGGAGGGCGGCAGCCUGGAGGUGACCUGCGUUGUCUAUGGCGGUAAGUAAGCGAGCUUUCUGGCA
Drosophila arizonae is the source of this 467-nucleotide messenger RNA. RefSeq names its product sidestep VI transmembrane protein (gene side-VI). The record is from RefSeq and is a predicted model, not a curated record. Gene Ontology annotation, molecular function: protein binding. NCBI's taxonomy places the organism in Eukaryota, Metazoa, Arthropoda, Insecta, Diptera, Drosophilidae.